AUGGAUUUCUUACUGAAUAAUAAAAGGCAAUUGAAAAAAAAAGACGAGCUACCCAUUUCUGAUUCAAGAUGGGCUCCAAAAUCAAAAUACCGUCAUAAAUUUAACCCUGCAAAUAGCGAAAAUUUUGUUAAAAUUAACGCCAUCAUCACUUUGAUUUUAUUCCUAGUUUUUAUCUGUCAAAAUAGCUUUUCUUCAUCUUCUUCAAAUGUCGUUGAUUCACAUACAAAUGAAGCUAAAAUAUUAGAAGAUAAUGAAUAUUAUGACUAUGAUUUUAAGAAUUUCGAUGAACCAUUGGUUAAAAAAUUCGAUGAUGGGGCAAAACAUUAUUUGAUUAGUAAAUAUGGCAGUGAGGUUUUAACUCCAGAAGAUAAAAGUCGUUAUGAACAAGAAUUACAAGAAUUGCUUUCAACUACAGUUCAAAAUUACGAUCUAAGUAAAUAUAGUGGUACAGAGAACGGUAUCCAAAAUCGUGAACACGUUUUAUUAUGUGUACCGUUAAGAGACGCAGAAGACGUUCUGCCUUUGAUGUUUAAAAAUAUUAUGAAUUUAACUUAUCCACAUGAAUUGAUAGAUUUAGCUUUCUUAGUUAGUGACUGUACUGAAGGUGAUCAUACCCUAGAAUCCCUAAUCGCUUAUUCCCGUCAUUUACAAGAUGGUACUUUAGCUGGUUUGUUUCAAGAAAUGGAUAAAGAUGAUAGUAAAAAAGAUUCAGAAAAAUUAUACUUGAAAUAUAUGAAUAAAGACUAUUUGAAAAUGGUGGAAGACGCUUAUUCCCCACCAUUCCAUAAUGAUUACGAAAAACCAUUCCGUUCUGUUCAAAUCUUUCAAAAAGAUUUCGGCCAAGAAGUUGGACAAGGUUUCACCGAAAGACAUUCCGUUAAAGUUCAAGGUAUCAGAAGAAAAUUAAUGGGUAGAGCCAGAAAUUGGUUAAUGACAAACGCUUUGAAACCAUAUCACGCAUGGGUCUACUGGAGAGAUGCCGAUGUAGAAUUAUGUCCAGGUACAGUUAUAGAAGAUUUGAUGUCGAAAAACUUCGAUGUAAUGGUACCAAACGUUUGGAGACCAUUGCCAGAAUUUUUAAACUCAGAGCAACCAUAUGACUUGAACUCCUGGAUGGAGUCAAAUGAAGCUUUGAAAUUAGCUAAAAAUUUAGAUGAAGAUGACGUUAUUGUUGAAGGUUACGCAGAAUAUCCAACUUGGAGGGUUCAUUUGGCAUAUAUCAGAGAAAAAAAUGGUAAUCCAAAUCAAGUAGUAGAUUUAGAUGGUGUUGGAGGUGUUUCCAUCCUGGUAAAGGCAAAAUUAUUCAGAAGUGGUAUACAUUUCCCAGCCUUCACUUUUGAAAAUCAUGCUGAAACCGAAGCAUUCGGUAAGAUGGCUAAAAAAAUGGGGUUCAGAGUUGGUGGUCUACCGCACUACACUUUAUGGCAUAUCUAUGAACCAAGUGACGACGAUUUAUUAGAAAUUGCAAGUAAGGAAAGAGAAAAUAAUAGAAGCUAA
Molecule: messenger RNA, 1497 nt
Organism: Vanderwaltozyma polyspora DSM 70294
Lineage: Eukaryota; Fungi; Ascomycota; Saccharomycetes; Saccharomycetales; Saccharomycetaceae
Gene: VAN1
Product: Van1p
Exons: 1
Coding region: 1-1497 (498 amino acids)
Biological process (GO): protein N-linked glycosylation; cell wall mannoprotein biosynthetic process
Cellular component (GO): mannan polymerase complex
Molecular function (GO): alpha-1,6-mannosyltransferase activity
Source: RefSeq, a predicted model, not a curated record